AUGCGGCUUACGACUGAGAGAUGUCCGCACAAUCCUCCGACGUUCAUAGUGGCAACCAGCUCCGCCAACCGUCGACGACCGGACUGGACGAUGAGCACUGCCUCCACACCUCUUGACCGAGGCUCUCAUGCUGCCUCCGCGUCAUCCUUCGCGCCACGCUUCUCUCGCUAGCCACGACAACUCCUCCCCGCGAAACCCUGCCCUUCGAGGUGCGACAACUGCCUUUGCACAACCCAAGCCCAGCCUAGAAUGGAAGAGUGAGGAGUCGAGUACGGGGUUGGGAACAUCCGGAGCCUUAGCGGCAGCGUCUACUGCAGGCACAGGCACAAAGCCGUCACAUUCCGCACAAUGGCUGCCUACUUCCGAUGGCUCUUCACUUCAGCGUAGUGUCACCUCCGCGAGCACCGCUUCUUCGCAAAGCACCCAUAGCCUCUCUACCAGACGCAACCAGGCAUUGUAUCGAACAAACACUACACACAUGGAUCUUCCGGUACCUCCGAGGCGCGAGCUGUCGAGAUCCCCUUCACACCAAGCUGCUAUGGUCGCAGCCGCCCAGGCAUCAGCAUCUCUACUGAACAGCAACGAUGGUCCGCGGCGCGCCGCAACUACAAAACGCCCGGCCGCACCUCCGAAGCCGAGAAGGCUGUCCUCCUACCAUAGCAGCGGCAAUGCAAAAGAUGCCGGUGGAAAGUCGACUGAUGCUUCAUCAAUCGCCCCGACUACCUCCUUGGUGGAUAUGUUUGAACGGAAGAACGCGUCAGCGAAGCUUGCGGGCAAGAAGCCAGCCCCAAUCGUCGUCAAGCCAAGUGGUGACCUAGCUUUGGCCUCCCCGAAACCACUUCGCGCGUCUAGUGGAAUUACAUCGAUGAUCCAGAUGCAAGUCGAUGAUGGCCAAAACCCGCUCAGCUCGGCGGGCAACGACUCCCGUCGUGGUACUCCCAGCCGACUUGCAAACCAUGCGGAUUCCUCGAACUCGACUUCACACGCCGCUCAGCGUGAGAAUAGGUCGACGUCGCAAGCAAGGCCGCCCUCGCCCGGAGUGACAAAGAUGGAUUCCAUAGAUCUAAAGCCGCCUCAGCGAGCUCGAUCGGAUCCCGACGCGAAUUUGGAGCCGGUCAAAUCUUCAGACAGUCAGCCCCCCCGGAUAUAUGCGUCUCCGGCGCCUACAUUGACCCCGUCGCUGCCGGCACAGUACCAUCGACUGCAUCCCCGCAGGCCAACGCCCAACAUGAGCGAUGAUCAGCUGGUGAGCGCAAUGGUCGCAUCAAGUCUGGCCUCAUCGCGACAGCAUUCGCCUGCACGGGGGUUAGAACCGCCGCCCUUGCCAAGUCGACGGCACAAGUAUACUGGCCUCGCUCUAUCGAGGACACCCAGCCCUUCGAAGCCUCCCGCACUGAAGAAGACGCUGCGUGCCACGCAAAGUGAUGACUCGGAGGAGGAGGAAGGCGAAGGCCUGUACCCCCACAGCAAGCGCAAAGUGCAGAAGCGGCUUCAUAAGCACCCCAACAAGCACCACGAAGGAGACCGCAAACGAUGGCGAGAAAUCGUGACCGAGCGCGAGAGGAAACGGUAUGAGGGCGUGUGGGCGGCGAACAAAGGCUUGCACUCCUCCUUCACGAUCAAAGAGCACGCCGUCGUGUCUCGCUCGCCCGACUCCCCGGCAGCGCGAGAUUUGAAGGAUGCGGUGAUGGAGCAGGUCUCCAACCUAGUGGUGCGAGAAAUUUGGUCGCGAUCACGACUGCAGGACAACGUGCUCGCGACGGUCUGGGAUUUGGUGGACGAACAUCAAGUAGGCCGCUUGAACAAAGAGGAGUUUGUGGUGGGCAUGUGGCUCAUCGAUGGACGACUGAAGGGCAAGAAGCUGCCGGUUAAGGUGUCGGACAGCGUCUGGAAGAGCGUGAAGGGGCUACACGGGAUCAAGAUCGCGAAAUGAUUUGGCGCUGGGAGUUGGAAAGGAAAGGUGGACGAUAGAUGGGUCUUUUGGUCCUCGCGAAAAGAUACCCAAGGGCUCUCGAGGCUGGCUGAAUUAAUUACGCGAAUGCGAGCAAAAUGACUAAAGCUACAACGACUGCCUCAAGUCUCAUGUCCAGCAUUGGUCGACCAACCUUCGACCUAUAUAAGCUGCACUUCCUGUACUUGGUUCCACUUGGAGCGCAUGUUGAU
This is a messenger RNA of Neohortaea acidophila, 2163 nucleotides long. RefSeq lists its product as uncharacterized. Gene Ontology annotation, molecular function: protein binding. Lineage: Eukaryota; Fungi; Ascomycota; Dothideomycetes; Mycosphaerellales; Teratosphaeriaceae. The transcript has a single exon. Bases 128 to 1933 code for a protein of 601 amino acids. The record is from RefSeq and is a predicted model, not a curated record.